UCUAAGAUUCAUUUAGAUUUUGUUAAAAUUUGAGCUGAGCUGAUUCUUGUCUGCAGCAAAGAAAGGUUCUUGGUGACAGUUGAAGAGAUUAUCUGAUUUUAUAUUUGCAUUAACGUUGGAUUGAUUUCUGUUCAUUUCUAUUUCAGGUUCCUGAAAACCAUUUCUCUGCAGUAGUUCCUGAUAGCUCGGUAAGCAGCACGAUGACUGUUGGGAACCUAAAGCUCGGGGUAGAUGUUGUGAGUGCUCAUAACCUUUUGCCCAAAGACGGGCAGGGUUCUUCUAGUGCUUUCGUAGAACUUUGCUUUGAUGGCCAGAGAUACCGGUCCACAAUCAAAGAGAAAGAUCUUAGUCCCGUGUGGAAUGAGACUUUCUACUUCAACAUAUCUGAUCCUGCCAUCCUCCACUCUCUGGUUCUUGAUGCUUACGUCUAUAACAAUGUCAGAGGCAUCCAGUCUAGAACCUUCCUUGGAAAGGUUACCAUCAAUGGGACUUCCUUUGUACCCUACCCUGAUGCAGUUGUCUUGCAUUACCCUCUGGAGAAGCGUGGUAUUUUCUCACGUGUUAGGGGAGAGCUCGGGCUCAAAGUUUACAUCACGGACGAUCCAUCAAUAAAGUCAUCCGUCCCUGUUUCCAUGGCUGAGGAAUCCCAUUUGUUGUCAGAAUCAGGUCACAGACCGAUAUCAAGCUUGGGCCAUCAUCACGCGAAGCAUGAGGCGGCAAGGCAUACGUUCCACAGUAUCCCAAAACACGUUGACACUGAAGAGCAUACCUCUCUAACCGAAGAGCCUCAUCACGUUACAAAGUACAUGGGUGAUGAGAUGAAGGCUCCUGAACCAAUACCUCCGAAGCUUGUACACAUGCACUCGGUAUCAUCAACACAACCUGUUGAUUUUGCUCUAAAGGAGACGAGCCCUUUCCUUGGCGGGGGAAGGGUUGUCGGGGGAAGGGUUAUCCGAACUGACAGGGCAGCCGUAGGCACCUAUGAUCUUGUUGAGAAAAUGCAUUUUCUGUUUGUAAGAGUUGUGAAGGCACGUGAGCUUCCUGCCAUGGACGUCACUGGAAGCCUAGAUCCCUUCGUGGAGGUGAGGAUCGGAAACUAUAAAGGAAUCACUAGGCACGUCGAGAAACAACAACAUCCUCUUUGGAAUGUAGUUUUUGCUUUCUCAAGGGAAAGGAUGCAAGCAUCUGUGCUAGAAGUUGUUGUUAAGGAUAAAGAUCUCUUAAAAGAUGAUUUUGUUGGUUUGGUUCGGUUUGACCUUAAUGAAGUCCCAUUGCGAGUUCCACCUGACAGUCCCUUGGCUCCAGAGUGGUACCGUCUUGAAGACAAGAAGGGCGAGAAGAUAAAGGGUGAGCUGAUGCUUGCAGUCUGGAUCGGCACUCAAGCGGAUGAGGCCUUCCCAGAUGCAUGGCACUCUGAUGCAACUACACCCAUUGACAGCUCAGCUGCUGCAUCAGCUCUUAUACGCUCCAAAGUCUAUCACGCACCACGCUUGUGGUAUGUUCGUGUUAAUGUCGUUGAAGCCCAGGACUUAGUGCCAACGGAGAGGAACCGGUUCCCUGAUGUCUAUGUAAAGGCACACAUAGGAAGCCAGGUCAUGAGAACGAAACCAACUCAGGCUCGGAAUUUCAACCCUGUGUGGAAUGAAGAUCUGUUUUUUGUAGCUGCUGAGCCUUUCGAAGACCAUCUAGUUCUCACGGUCGAGGAUAGAGUGGCUCCCGGAAAAGAUGAGAUCAUCGGGAGGGUUAUCAUCCCGUUGAAUAUGGUCGAGAAGCGUGCUGAUGAUCGCAUCAUUCACUCUCGUUGGUUCAACUUAGAAAAGCCAGUUCUUGUGGAUGUUGAUCAGUUGAAGAAGGACAAGUUCUCAAGCAGGCUUCACCUACGCGUAUGCUUAGAUGGAGGCUACCACGUCCUAGAUGAAUCGACUCACUAUAGCAGCGACCUCCGCCCCACGGCCAAACAGCUCUGGAAACCACCAAUAGGUGUUCUAGAGCUUGGCAUCUUGAACGCUGUUGGACUUCAUCCGAUGAAAACACGGGAUGGGAAGGGCACAUCAGACACGUACUGUGUGGCCAAAUACGGCCACAAGUGGGUCCGGACUCGUACCAUUGUGGACAACCUGUUUCCCAAGUACAACGAGCAAUACACUUGGGAGGUCUUUGAUCCAGCCACAGUCCUAACGGUUGGUGUUCUAGACAACAGCCAGCUAGGUGAAAAGGGCUCAAACGGCCACAAGGACCUAAAGAUCGGGAAGGUCCGGAUACGAGUCUCCACCCUCGAAACAGGAAGAGUUUACACACAUUCUUAUCCACUGCUGGUCCUACACCCUGCCGGUGUCAAGAAGAUGGGGGAACUGCAUCUGGCAUUGCGUUUCACGUGCACGUCUUUCGCGAACAUGCUCUACAUCUAUUCAAGGCCUCUCCUCCCUAAAAUGCAUUACAUCCGGCCGUUCAGCGUGAUCCAGCUGGACAUGUUGAGGCACCAGGCUGUCAACAUAGUGGCAACGAGGCUAGGCCGGGCUGAGCCACCCUUGAGAAGGGAAGUAGUGGAGUAUAUGUCCGAUGUGGACUCACACUUGUGGAGCAUGCGGAGGAGCAAGGCGAACUUCUUUCGCCUGAUGUCCGUCUUCAAUGGGCUAUUCGCUGUCGGGAGAUGGUCCGGAGAUAUAUGCAUGUGGAAGAACCCUGUGACAACUGUGCUUGUCCAUGUGCUGUAUCUCAUGCUUGUUUCCUUCCCUGAGCUGAUCCUACCAACUGUUUUCCUCUACAUGUUUCUGAUAGGGAUAUGGAACUUCAGAUACCGGCCGAGGUAUCCGCCCCACAUGAACACGAAGCUCUCGCAAGCAGAGGCAGUGCACCCGGACGAGCUUGACGAGGAGUUUGACACGUUUCCCACGAGCCGCAACCCGGACUUGGUGAGGAUGAGGUAUGACCGGCUGCGGAGCGUGGCUGGACGGAUCCAAACAGUUGUUGGGGACAUUGCAACGCAGGGCGAACGCCUCCACUCGCUGCUGAGCUGGAGGGACCCUCGUGCCACGGCCAUCUUUGUCACCUUCUGUCUCGUCUCAGCCGUGGUGCUGUAUGUCACACCGUUCCAGCUUAUCGCUGCUCUGGCGGGGAUGUACAUGAUGAGGCACCCGAGGUUCCGGUACCGCCUCCCGUCACUGCCCGUCAACUUCUUCCGGCGUCUUCCAGCGAGGACGGAUAGCAUGUUGUAGUUCCUUUUGCAUAAUCAUGAAUUGUGUUGUUGUCUACUCCAUUUACUACUCCUACUAUAUUUGUAAAACUAAUUUUCGUGGUGCGAGGUUAUUACAUUAGCACCUUGAAUUGUGAAAUGUAUUUGGUUAAAUUAA
This is a messenger RNA of Salvia hispanica, 3350 nucleotides long. RefSeq names its product multiple C2 domain and transmembrane region protein 7. The record is from RefSeq and is a predicted model, not a curated record. Lineage: Eukaryota; Viridiplantae; Streptophyta; Magnoliopsida; Lamiales; Lamiaceae.